Molecule: messenger RNA, 1230 nt
Organism: Aspergillus tanneri
Lineage: Eukaryota; Fungi; Ascomycota; Eurotiomycetes; Eurotiales; Aspergillaceae
Product: iron-containing alcohol dehydrogenase
Exons: 3
Coding region: 1-1230 (409 amino acids)
Cellular component (GO): mitochondrion
Molecular function (GO): metal ion binding; alcohol dehydrogenase (NAD+) activity
Source: RefSeq, a predicted model, not a curated record
AUGGAAACCGUCCGAGCUGCCUUCGCCGACCGACCUCGUCCUCUUCUGUCCUACGGGAUACCCUUCCCCACAGCGGCGGCACACCACGUGCGGGAGACCUUUGGGGCUACGCGAGUCUACGUGAUUGUUUCGGGGUCGUUGGCGCGCAACACGGAUGUGCUGGAACAGAUGGAGACGGCCCUGGGCAAGGAGACCCUCGUGGGGACUCGGAUCGGUAUGCAGAGCCAUACGCUCUGGUCGGAGGUGUUAGAGAUUGUCCAUGAUGUGCGACGCGUGCAGGCAGAUCUCUUGAUCACGAUUGGAGGGGGGAGUUUAACCGAUGGGGCCAAGCUGAUUUCGUUGGCCAUCGCAAACUCUGUAGCCACCGUCAAUGACCUCUCCACUCUGACUGUGGGACCGAAUCAACGACCGGAUAUCCACAGGCCCCAGAUCCCUAUAAUCUCGGUGCCGACGUCCCUGUCGGCCGGAGAAUACUCGAACUUUGCCGGAGCGACGGACGAUGUCUCGAAACAGAAGCACAUGUUCCAUUCGCCGGUGCGCGGCCCCGAACUGGUGAUUCUCGAUGCCAAGCUGACGACAACUACGCCCGAACGGAUCUGGUUAAGCACGGGGGUGCGCGCGGUGGAUCACUGCGUCGAGACGUAUGUGGCCGUGUCAUUGUCGGUGACGAAUGAAAAGACCGAUGCAUUGGCCUUACAUGCGCUGGGUCUGUUGAUGCCCGGGUUAUUGCGAUGUAAACACGACCCGGGAGACCUGGAGGCGCGAUUACAGUGUCAAUUGGGUUCGGUGGAUGCCAUGGCAGCUUGUACGAGUGGUCAGGCCGUGCAAUUAGGUGCGAGUCAUGGAAUUGGGCAUCAGCUCGGUCCCUUGGGCGUCGGUCACGGCGAGACGAGCUGUAUCCUCCUCCCUGCCGUGUGCAAGUUCAACGCGGUGCAUCACGCCAACAACGAGCAUCAAGACCGCUUGCGUCGCUUCCUCGUCGGCCUGCCGGAAGUGGCGUCGGUGCUCCAACGGCGCGGUUUGGACGGCAGUCGGGCGGAUUUGGGCGACGUGUUGGAUGCCGUGAUCCGCGAACUGGGCCUGCCGCGGUCAUUGAACGAGGUGGGAGUUGGACGCGAUCAGUUAGACGCGCUGGCUGUUAACAGCCUGCACGAUCGCUGGUGUCAGACGAAUCCGGUUCCGUUGACUGAGAAGGAGCAAGUGGUGGAGAUCCUGGAGCAAGUAGCGUAA